Messenger RNA from Adineta steineri, 1509 nucleotides. The record is from the annotation of a GenBank genome assembly. NCBI's taxonomy places the organism in Eukaryota, Metazoa, Rotifera, Eurotatoria, Adinetida, Adinetidae.
AUGGAAAAACGUGUUUUAAAGUUUGAAUAUGACAUUGGAACAUCAAGUCGUACAACAAGUGGACAAACAAAUGAAGAAGUUGGUAAAGCAAUGGAACUUGUUCAACGUGAACGUGAUCGUGAUGUUAAAGAAAAAGAAGAAUUACGUCAUUUAAAUGAUCGUUUUUCACAUUUUCUUUCCAAUAUUGAACAAUUAAAACGUAUCAAUGAACAAUUACAAGCACAGCUAAAAGAUGAAUUUUCAAAAUGGGGAAUUUUACCACGUGAUGAAAAUGAUUUACAACAAUUAAUUAAUCAAAUCAAUGAUCGUGGUAUUAAACGUGCUACGGAUGAAGUACGUUCACGUGCUGCUGAACAAGAAACAGCUGUUAUGAAUCGUACAGUUGCAUUAUAUGGAAAUAUUCAAGAUAUGUAUAAAAGUCGACAAGAUAAUUUACGUAAUCUUGUUGAUCGAUUACAAGAUGAAUUAAAUCGUAUAAUACAACGUGAACGUGUAAGUGAAGAAGAAACUUCAAGUACACGUGAUGAUUUAAUAAAAGAAUUUAAUAAAUUUCGUGAACGUUUACAAGAUUGGUUACGUUUAGUUAUUGAUAAACAAACAUUAUUAGAUGAUAUACAAUCAUUACGUGAACGUCUUAAUUUAGUCAAUGCAUUGAAUGAAGAAGAAAUCAAUGAAUGGAAACGUUUAUUAGAUCAAUCAAAAGAUGAUUCAAUAUCAUUUUAUCGAGAAGAAUUAACAAAUGCAAUUCGAGAUAUUAAACGUGAUUAUUCUAAACAAGCUAAAAAAUUUCAAGAUGAACUUGAAUAUCAAAUUGAAGGACAAUUACGUAUGGUAGAAAAUCAACUUAAACAAAUGCCUGGAGUAUCAGAAACUUCAAUACAUGAAAUGGAAAAAAAUCGUUUACAACAAAUGGAAGAAACAAAAUUACGCACAACUAUGGAAGAUUAUGAUAAGGAACAAAUACGAUUGAAUGAUUUAACAAAAAUUUUAUCAGAUAAACGUCGUUUAUUACGUGAUGAAGAAGGUAAAUUACAUGAAAUGGAACGUAAAAUCCGUGAAAAACAAUUUCAUGAAAGAACAAUAGUUGAAAGACUUAAAACUGAAUAUGAUGAUUUACGUGGACGUUUUGAACAUAUGGCACAUGAAUUACGUUUUAGUAUUGAAGAUGAACUUAGAAUUUAUUCACGAUUACUUGAUGAACUUAUGAAAAAAUCAUCAUCUACAACUACAUCAUCAUCAUCAUCAUUUCAUACAAAUCAAUCAGGUUUAAAUUCAACAACAAUUCGAUCAAGUAGUAUUGAAGAUCAUACUGCACCAUCCAUUUUUCAACAUUUACAUACUAGUACAAGUGGUUUAUUUGAUUUAGCUGGUACUCAUAGUGGAUGGUCACAAAUACCAAAUUUAAGUAUUAGUGCUGAGAAUUUAUUUCGAACAAAUGAAACAGAAAUUCAAGAAACAUUUGAUGGUGAAUCAAUAAUUAGAUCUUCAUCAUAUUCUACAUUAAAUUAA